UAGCAAAUUAUCUUUAAGACGCUUAAAGCCUUGUUACUUGAGGCUAUUGUCCAAAGGGAGGAAAAAUUGUGUCAGUCAAGGGUCGUCAUACACAACAGGUUUUUGAGCAGCCUGUGUCGCAAAGAAAUGAUUCAAGUUGGAAUUUUCACUUACGGUAAGUUUAUUGGAUGGUUUCCCGUGUUUUGUCAGGACCUGUUUUUUUCUGUCACAAAGGGUUCUGAUGAUUUCUGACAACAGGAGACGAGCUCCAACCAUUUUCGAUCGAUGGAAAUGGUUGAUUAUAACCGUUUGGUCGUGUUCGUCUGGGUCCUGCCGGAAUAAACUGAGUCUGUUUGGUUUCUUCGUGUUGUACGGCGAAAAAACCUUCUUUUAGUUAAUUUGUUAGAAUGGUUCUUCAAUAUUGAUCAACCAUAUCAGGGGAAACCUCAGCCAAAUCAACUAAAGUGUAACCGAGUUUGAUUUUGGUUGAAACAUUUGAUCAACCAAACCAACCGGCGCACAACGCUGCUUGUUACUGUUCGUUAUAAAACAUGUCGAGUCAACUGCAUUCCUAGUAUCUCCUCAGACGUUCAAAUCCAAAAUGGCCGCCGCUCUGUUCAGCUAUCAAAAGCUAGUGUCACGCGGAAGUUUCGCUUCUAGUUCAUAAAGUCUUAAAAUUCGGUUAUAUGUUCAUUCGUCCUCAAUUAACAGAAAGAUUACCGCGCUUUUUGUCUGCCAUAGAACUGUCCGCAUGGCCGCUAUUUAUCAGCUGAAGAUAAAAUAUGAUCAGGACAAAUUCGGAGCGGUUUUUUUUAGACGCAUUCGACACGAUAAGCUUUCCUCUUGAAGAUAAACACGUUGUGAAUGAACAUCACGUAAUACGAAAAAGUUAUGACGCCACACAGAAAAAAUGUCCUCACGUGGUGCAUUUCAAUGUACCACGUGGUUGGUUUGAAACAAACUCGCGGCAUCAAAAAUGUUACUCUGAAGGCGGCAAAAAAAUUCUUGGGUGUCGCGGUCUACUGAGAAGAGUAGUAUACAUUUAUUUAGACGAGAGAUAUUCCACGACCUUUGUUCCUUUUCCUUUGUUGGCAGCAUCGACUAAAUGCUAGUUUUGUUAGGUUUACCUUAGUCGUAGUUACCGACAUACAGACGCCGCCAAACAAAACCUAAGUCGCCAAAUCUUCGCAAAGCUGUCGCAGAAAUGUUUGGCCCCUCUAGAAAAGCUCGCAGUGGGUGGAAUAAUUUAUUUGAAUCGCAGCAAAAACCAAGCGGAGACAAGAAAUAAAGUUAUAAGUUUUAGAUGCCCCAUUAAGAAUCGAUUUGAAGUUAGACCAUAGCUAAUUAACAAUGCACUAAUUGCGGAACAACUAACGGUAGCUUGCGUAGGAUAUUCCAUUAAAACAACUGUAAGAGAAUACGGUCAAGUCGACUCCAGAAGCUCAUCUUCCUGCAGCGAGUUUUGUGUAUUAGUUUAAGAAUAAUAAUAAAAAAGGAUUUUGUUUAACUUCACAUUAAACUCGUUUGUCUGUUACGAAAGUAAAUAUUCUGCCUAAUUUAAUUUUCAAUAUUCGAAAUUAAUCAACAUAUCCUCGCUCAAAGACAAGGAAAUGAAAAACCGUUCAUUUCUUUGGUGCUUUCUCCGACAUCAUGCACGACUUUUCUUCUUUGUUUGGAAGCUAUGGCUUUUAUUCUGCAGGCGAAAGAAAAGAAAUAUUCAAAUAAGCUAAGAUUUUCGAUGAUAAAGGCCUGGCCCACCUGCUCUUAGUGCCAAGACGUAAAAUGUUUAAGCACGUCAAAACAAAUAUUUUGUGUGGUAGCCAUAGCUUUAUUUUAAUUUUGAUGGACUUUUAAAAGACGUGUAAAAUAGAUAUCAGAAAUAUUUAUUUUUCAUUUCUUAAGAUAAAUCUCUACUUUCAAUAUUACAAAACGCGAUCGUUACCAUUGAAAGAAUUCAAAACCUCUCUGUGUUCAAAAUCAUGGCAAAUUCUCUCUGUGACGAAUUGCGACUGCUAUACCAGCCCAAGAGUGAGGAAGUUGAGGCCUUAAAUUCGUCGUACAUUGUUAAUUGCAUCCUUAAUGUUUUACUAUCCCUCACUGCCAUUAUAUUGAACGGCGUCACAAUCCAGGCUCUGCGAAGAACUUCAUCUUUGCCAAAGCCUCUAAAAACAUUGCUUCUGAGUCUUGCUGUCUCUGAUCUUGGUGUUGGUUUCUUGUGCCAACCUUUUUACGUCGUGUUGCUGGUCAAGUGGUUGCAAAGAAACAGUGAGUCAACUUGUACCCUGUACACUGUGUUUGUCUCCGCCAUGGGCAUGUUUUCAGUGCCUACAUUUUUCGGUAUUAUGGCUCUGAGUGUGGACAGAUUCUUGGCGAUUCAUCUUCAUCUCAGAUACCAGGAACUUGUGACUCACAAGCGAGUUGUGGCGGCGGUGAUCUCAAUAUGGGCCUUCAGUGUAUUGUUCUCCUUAGCAAGGUUGUGGAUCCCAAAAGAUUUCUUUAGCGUGAUGUUUAUCGUUAUUGCUCUAGUUUGUCUUUUAACCACAGCAUUGCUAUAUUACAAGAUUUAUUUAGCCGUGAGACGCCACAGAGAACAAAUUGAAGCCCUCCAAGUACAACAAGGAACACAGAAUGACGAAACGGCGAAUGUUUCUGGGCUGAGAAAAUCGGCAGUCGGGACAUUCUACGUGUAUCUCGUGUUUUUGAUUUGUUAUUUACCGCAGACUUGUAGAUUUAUUGCUGUCGUAGUCUCUGGAUCAAGUACUUUUACAAAGGGCCUAACAUAUUAUUGUUGGACCCUCAUAUUUCUCAAUUCAUCCUUAAACCCUGUUAUUUACUGUUGGAAGAUGAGACACAUUCGACACGCUAUCUUGGACAUACUGCGAAAUGUCCUUCCAAGUCACAGCUGAGUAAAGGCGUCACAUUCGAAUUUGAGUAUGUUGCCCGUUUCGACUGGAGAAUAUUUUCCUUCGAAACUGGCUUGAAAAAGGCACAAGCACAGAUGUUGUUAAAAUUUGCCGUGCAUGUUUCUAAGAGGUUGGUGAUGAUAAUGUAUGUUUUAAUCCCAAGUCACAGCUGAGGAAGGUGCAGCAAUCGACUUGCGAUUGGAGGCAAAUGGUUUCAAAAAACAACGUAAAAAAUAAUGUUAUUUUUGCCUUGAAAACAUUACCUUGCAGCUUGUCUAAUAAGGUUAAUAACAGCAUGUUUAACUAUCUAGAGUCGCUCUAAAGCUGUAGUUUUAUCGCUAUUAUUUUUAACGGUAUCGUGCCCAGUAACCCACCCCUUUAAAAAGGCCAGAAUAUUGCUCCGAGUUCCAAUCUGUUAACAAAUCAUAUCCUCUAAAAGGUACGAGAAACUGCCCCAUUAUCUUAACAGGGGAGUCCAGUAUCGAGAUCACAUAGUCGGUGAUCAUACGGCUUCUGGUUGAAGUUCACAUCACGCAUUAAUUUUCGGCUUGACGGAUUAAGACUUGUAACUAAUAGCCAUUUAAAGCUUAGAUACACAAAUUUAUCACGAUCAAGGUCACCUAAAGAUAGGUUUAACAAUCAGAAACAACUUGCGCAGUAUUUCUGCUGUAAUAGCUAUUGAAGAUUUUAUGACGAAGUUUGAAUACACUUCACGAAAGUAGGUCUGCACGGUAUUUGUCUAGGGUUAUUUUCCGGCCUCGCUUCCCGUCACACCCCGCGCUCUUGGCGAAGUAUGAAAAACCUGUUUCUUCUCGAACAAAAGUCGUAAAUAAAAACUGGAUGUGAGUUUGAAAUUUUCUUUUGCUUUUUGUAGAGGGCCCUUUUUGUUCGCAAGUAUAAUUUACGAGAGAAUCCUUUUCAUAGUGGGAGUUAACAUCUUGCUUCAAGUUUCCAAAGGGGCUGUUAACAUUUUUAUGAAGACACGAUUGAUCAUCGCAGUUAUAUAUACAGCUUAAGCAGCCGUGAAAUUAAAGCCUGAAAAAAAUUCGGGCUCGAACGGGAUUCUAACCCAUGACCUGUGCGAUACCGGAGCAGUGCUCUACCAACUGAGCUAUCAAGCCAACUGGGAGCUGGUCACAUUGUGAGUU
This is a messenger RNA of Orbicella faveolata, 4030 nucleotides long. RefSeq names its product adenosine receptor A2b-like. Gene Ontology annotation, cellular component: membrane. The record is from RefSeq and is a predicted model, not a curated record. Gene Ontology annotation, molecular function: G protein-coupled receptor activity. Lineage: Eukaryota; Metazoa; Cnidaria; Anthozoa; Scleractinia; Merulinidae. Gene Ontology annotation, biological process: G protein-coupled receptor signaling pathway.